CCUCAGCCCAGACUCACACAUACACAUUUCACACUUCUACUGUAAAAUACACCGCUCGGCCACACUCGCACGGCUCUCAAUUCAUUUAGUCCAGCUUUAAAAUACCUGCGACGUUUUAGGUAGUACAUCUUAAAUAAAUAAAACAUGGAGUCUCCUCCCGAUCCAGCGAGCGACCCGGGCAACAGCGCCACGGAGCCGGCUACCCCGGUCAGGGACACCCCGGUAAACCUGGAGACUCUCCGAAAAGCCGAGCACCAAGCCCCCGUCCGGAGGCAGAGCUGCAGCAGCACGAACCGAGGUAUUUCAGUGACAAAGAAGACACACACUUCUCAAAUCGAAAUUAUUCCUUGCAAGAUCUGCGGAGAUAAGUCGUCUGGCAUCCACUAUGGUGUGAUAACGUGCGAGGGCUGCAAGGGCUUCUUCCGGAGGAGUCAGCAGAGCAACGCGGCGUACUCCUGCCCCCGGCAGAAGAACUGCCUGAUCGACCGCACCAGCCGCAACCGCUGCCAGCACUGCCGCCUGCAGAAGUGCUUGGCCGUGGGCAUGUCGCGAGACGCUGUCAAGUUCGGCCGCAUGUCGAAGAAGCAGCGGGACAGCCUGUACGCGGAGGUACAGAAGCACCGGCUGCAGCAGCAGCAGCGGGACCACCAGCAGCAGCCGGGUGAGGCCGAGCCGCUCACGCCCACCUACGGCUUGUCCGCCAGUGGGCUCACCGAGCUGCAUGACGACCUCAGCGGCUACAUGGACGGCCACACGCCGGACGGCGGCAAGCCAGACUCGGCCAUCAACAGCUUCUACCUGGACAUCCAGCCGUCGCCGGACCAAUCGGGCCUGGACAUCAACGGCAUCAAGCCCGAGCCCAUCUGCGACUUUGCGCCAGGGUCCGGCUUCUUCCCCUACUGCUCGUUCACCAACGGGGAGACCUCUCCCACCGUGUCCAUGGCAGAGCUUGAACAUCUGGCACAGAACAUCUCCAAGUCCCACAUGGAGACGUGUCAGUACUUGAGAGAGGAGCUUCAGCAGAUGACCUGGCAGGCCUUCCUGCAGGAGGAGAUGGAAAACUACCAGAACAAGCCCCGGGAAGUCAUGUGGCAACUGUGUGCGAUCAAGAUUACCGAGGCUAUUCAGUACGUGGUGGAGUUUGCCAAACGCAUCGAUGGCUUCAUGGAGUUGUGCCAGAAUGAUCAAAUAGUACUCCUGAAAGCAGGUUCUUUGGAGGUUGUGUUUGUGCGAAUGUGCCGUGCCUUCGACUCCCAGAACAACACCGUCUACUUUGAUGGGAAAUAUGCAGGGCCUGAUGUCUUCAAAUCAUUAGGCUGCGACGACUUGAUCAGCUCCGUCUUUGAGUUUGGAAAAAACCUGUGUUCUAUGCACCUGUCUGAGGACGAGAUCGCCUUGUUCUCUGCGUUCGUGUUGAUGUCGGCAGAUCGGUCCUGGCUUCAGGAGAAGGUGAAGGUGGAGAAACUGCAGCAGAAGAUCCAGCUGGCCCUUCAGCACGUCCUGCAGAAGAACCACAGGGAGGACGGGAUACUAACAAAGUUGAUAUGCAAAGUGUCGACACUGCGAGCACUGUGCAGCAGGCAUACAGAGAAGCUGACGGCCUUCAAAGCAAUAUACCCAGACAUUGUGCGCACCCACUUCCCCCCGCUGUACAAGGAGCUGUUCGGCUCGGACUUCGAGCAGUCGAUGCCCGUGGACGGCUAGUGACCACCGCGGCGGCGAGAGCCCUGUCCGCAUCGCUGGGAGGAGCGGAGCGGAGCACAUCUGAGACACUUUACCGGUGCCCGGCGUGAGCCAGGACAGCCAGCA
Scleropages formosus (Asian bonytongue) is the source of this 1809-nucleotide messenger RNA. It is a transcript of the gene roraa, whose product is annotated as RAR-related orphan receptor A, paralog a. Gene Ontology annotation, molecular function: RNA polymerase II cis-regulatory region sequence-specific DNA binding; nuclear receptor activity; zinc ion binding. Lineage: Eukaryota; Metazoa; Chordata; Actinopteri; Osteoglossiformes; Osteoglossidae. Bases 145 to 1704 code for a protein of 519 amino acids. Gene Ontology annotation, biological process: regulation of transcription by RNA polymerase II. Gene Ontology annotation, cellular component: nucleus. The record is from RefSeq and is a predicted model, not a curated record. The transcript has 11 exons.